AUGAAGCAAAUCCCCUUCACGGUGCCUGCCCAUGGGUCGUCCCCACGCCGGAUAGACCGGGGGUCUUCGGAAGAGGCUUUAUCGUCUGGUGGGCGUAUGUCGGAACCCUCCUCCCCCGGAGGUAAACGUCCGUCUGUGGAAAUUCCAGGUGCCUACGCUCUCGGUAGUAUAGACCCGAGCCUGUAUAAAAUUGUGGACGAGGACGACGAUUACGAGAUUCCAUCAGAACACAUAGGGAGAGUAUGGUUUGCGGUCGAGUAUGAGAGAGAAACAGAAAAACUGCUGGUGACCUUGAUCAAAUCCAAAAACCUUCCAACGCGACAGUACGGCAACAAUAGCAGCUGUGAUCCUUUCGUUAGAAUAUAUUUGAUGCCAGACGAGAGACGCUAUCUCCAAUCAAAAUUUAAAAAGAAGACAUGUAACCCGAAGUAUGAGGAAAGCUACGUGUUUCAAGUUUCCACCAGAUCUCUGCAGGAUAGAGUAUUAAAAUUUACAGUUUACGAUGUAGAUCGGCAUAAACGGCACAACAUCAUUGGACAUGCACUGUACCCCCUCAAGGAGCACGACGGAGAAAGUAACGAGCGGCUUGUGAUAUGGCGAGACUUGGAACGAGAGGUCACAGAGACCGUGACCAACAAGGGUGAGCUUCUCGUAUCCUUAUCCUACAACAACCAUUUGGAGAGACUAACGGUUGGAGUGUUCGAGGGACGUGCACUGAAAGCGGAAGGAACAAGUGAUUUCUUCGUGAAAGUGUGUUUACACGUGCAGAAUCGUGUGGUCAAAUCGAAGAAAACGGAAGUGAUAAAAAAGUCAGACUGUCCUAAUUUUAGUGAAUCCUUUACCUUCAAACUGCCCGUUGCCAAUCUGGACGCAGCAAGUCUAAAUAUAACGGCCAUACAGCACAUCAGUGGGCACAAAGACAAGGUCCUCGGUCGGGUGAUUCUUGGAUCGUUUAUGUUUUCGCGCGGUAAGGAACUCGAUCACUGGAAUGAGAUGGUAGCCAAUCAAAAGGACCAGAUAACACAAUGGCACGCCCUCGUGUGAAAAGGGGCGGAGCAUCACUUACGAUUAGCAACAAUUCUUACAUGGAAAAUGGAAGCUGUAUCAACCCAUUGACGAUGAUAAUGAUCUGAUCACGUUUGAAAAAUUGUGGAAUCACACUGAAUAUUUACAGGGGCAGGCAAUAUGGAUGCAACCGUUCUUAGACUGAGAAACGGAUUAUCAAACACGUUUAUAUUAGCAGUCCAAUGGACCGAAUACCUUUGCUGUGUCACUUUGUGAUAUACCUAACGGAAUGAACUGGACUGUGAAACAUGCACCAACUAAUUUGUUUCUCUAUGAUCAUUAUGAUUUUGUUAUAUACCAGUUAGCCUUCCCUUCAAGGAUCAUAAUCAUGUCAUUCCCUAAACGUGUUAUCUUCUUUCCAUCAACAGAAACGCAUACAUCAGACACCAUGAUCACAUAGUCACGUGAUAUCGGGAGAUGAUAGGACAAAAUCAAAACAGUGAUACCUGAAGACAUGGCAAACAUCCUCCUGAUAUCCAACUAUACCCACAUAUGUCCGUACAUUGGUAUGUUAUGACAUAUAGCUUUCUUAUCCAAGCUUUUAUUCUCUGGACUCCAUUGUCAACAUUUCGUUCCGGUGAUUUGGAAGACUGAUUUUUCAACGUUUAAGUUACAUUGUAUCAUGAAAACACUACUGUGCUAAUAUUUCGGUUGUUUCAUACACAUGUUUGUUAAUAUGCAGGGUUUUUUCAUAACAAACACAAGUAUAAACAUGUGCUAUGUAUUACCAAGAUUUUGGGGGAUUUUACGGUAUACACCGACAAAAUCUUUGUGCACUUUCAUAAAACCGAAAAAGCGGUUUAUUAACAAAAAGACUAAUUUUAUGAAUCUAUUUACCGCAAAACUCACUUUCGUAACACUUUUGGUGUUGUCGGGGUUUUUUUGUUACACGUUAUAGCCUAAAGUUUGUCAUUGAGAAAAAAGUCAUAAUUGAAUUAUAUGUUUGUGUAUAUAACGGGACUAAGAAGAACACAAUUCAGCCACAAAUGUGUAGUGAAUCUGACGACGACAUCAAUAUGGAUUAAAUUGUACAAGAUCAGCAAUGUGUAACCAACAGGAACGCUUGAUUUAUUUAAACACUUGUGGUCAGUGGAAUCAUUCACUCAAUGUACUGUUUCCGCACAAACACCAGCUAUCAGAAAGCAUAGGAUUUUCGGAUUUAUUUAACUUAUGUUACGAUAAAAUACAGUAUGAUUGUGUUUCCAGCAUGAAAUGUGUUCAGUGAAAGCAAUGCUUAAGGUAACUCCCCAAGAACUAUCGAAUGCUUUCAUAUAAACUUGGGUCCAUAAAUAUGUAGCUACAUAUAAUCAGAUAACUAUCAUCUGUACGUGUACCCUGUCUAUUUAGCUCGCUGGAAUAAUGAAACGGAUGUAAUACAUGGUAGUAUAUGUAUAAAUUGACUCUACAUGUCCAGGUUAGGUAAAUCAUUAUCAGGUUACCAACGUGUCAUAAAGCGUUCGUAAGCUGUAUACCCGUUUAAAUGCAUUACAAUUAAAUAUACAUGUCAGCAAUGCUAUAAAAUACAGUAACAGCAGGAACUCAUCUUUAACACAAGCACAUAUAAUUCUCAGUAUAAACUAUAUAUUUAAUUGUGUAUUUUUCCAUUCGUGAAAUAUGAUAAUUAUACUGUAGAGGUAUGUUG
Mizuhopecten yessoensis (Yesso scallop) is the source of this 2707-nucleotide messenger RNA. RefSeq names its product synaptotagmin-15-like. The record is from RefSeq and is a predicted model, not a curated record. The coding region runs from base 1 to 1044 and encodes 347 amino acids. Gene Ontology annotation, biological process: cellular response to calcium ion; regulation of calcium ion-dependent exocytosis; regulation of dopamine secretion. NCBI's taxonomy places the organism in Eukaryota, Metazoa, Mollusca, Bivalvia, Pectinida, Pectinidae. Gene Ontology annotation, cellular component: membrane. The transcript has 7 exons. Gene Ontology annotation, molecular function: calcium-dependent phospholipid binding; syntaxin binding; clathrin binding.